Messenger RNA from Scaptodrosophila lebanonensis, 2610 nucleotides. RefSeq names its product late secretory pathway protein AVL9 homolog. Gene Ontology annotation, cellular component: cytoplasm. The coding region runs from base 267 to 2531 and encodes 754 amino acids. The record is from RefSeq and is a predicted model, not a curated record. The transcript is spliced from 4 exons. Lineage: Eukaryota; Metazoa; Arthropoda; Insecta; Diptera; Drosophilidae.
GUUUAUUUGCAAGAAAAAACAAUUCCUUGCAAAUUUCGUGGAUCUGCACGAACCAUGUUGGCAAUCGUAUUUUUUUGACACUCUUAAGAAACAAAAGCUACGCUCAAUAAGCGGAUAAAGCGACAAGAAGGACAAAUUGUUUGCACUCGUGUGCGUGCGUGUACGUUGUUUUUUAAAGAAACAUACAUACAUACAUAUAUACAUAGACCAAUACGUAGAUUGUGUGUCUGGCGCAUAUUUUGGCGUUCCCAACGUAGAGGACGAAAAUGGCCAGCGAGCCAGAGAACAAGCCACCGAUAUUACAUAUUCUAGUCGUGGGCUUUCAUCACAAGCUCGGCUGCCAGGUGGAGUUCUCACACCCACCACUGAUAGCCGGCUCUAGUGGUCGCCACGAAUGUCCAUCCGGCUGGAAGUACCUGCCCACAUUGGCGCUGCCCGAUGGCUCACACAAUUUUAUGGAGGAUACUGUAUUUUUCAACUUGCCCAGCCUGUUUGAGCCCGCCGAAAGCAUCUAUGGUGUCUCAUGCUAUCGCCAGAUACCCGUGGAGCAGCUCAAAAUACGGACAGCGGAUGUGACGCGUAGCACGGUGCAGAAAUCCGUCUGCAUAUUGUCACGUCUGCCCAUAUAUGGAUACAUUGAGGUGAAGCUAGCGCUCAUCGCCGAUGCCUUCUUUGAACAGGGCGAUUUCUCUGGCACUGAGCUGCUAGUAAAGGCCUAUCAACAACUCAACGCUUGCUUGCUGGGCGAUGACGAGGUGCGUCGGCCGUUGCGCCAUUUUCAUGUUGGCUUGUCACUGCGCGAGAUCGUUCUCCACUGGCGGCACAAAACGCUAAUGUUGUUCAAGCUGUUACUCCUCCAGAGACGUGUCGUCUGUUUUGGUUCUCCGGUACGAGGCAUGUGCGCCCUGAUCCUUGGUGUCGCGUCCCUGAUACCGCGUCUUCUCGAGAAAGGCUUUCAGGAGGUAGCUUGUGUGCGCACCUCACGUCCUCUGUCGCCGAUGCCCGAUUUUACGGACUCACUACAGCGGGAAGCGGCGGCUGAAGUGGAGGCAGCGGCGGCCCAAAAACUAACGCCUGAAAGCGCAACGGCAGCGGCUGGAGACUCUGAGGAUUUCGCUCUCGUGUCGUCCGCAGCAUCGGUGGGCUCGUUGGGCAAUAGUAGCGGCAACACAUCGCCCCAGACAACGACGCCAAAUUCACAGUCGCAGGAAUCAAAUUUUCCAUCGAAUCGCGAUUUGCAACGCGCCGAUUCCACAGAGAGCGGUACUAACGUCGCGGGCGGCGAAAUGGGUGCUGGAAGUAGUGGAGGAGGCACGGACGGUAGCAGGCGCAACGGACGCAGCAGCUCUCUGACUCGUGAGGCAAGCGUGGAUACGUUGGCAUCAAACUUGGCCGCUUUGUGCGCUGUCAAUCCGGAUGAAUAUCGCGCGCCGAUCUCGAUCUUUGCCAGCGGAAAUCUGUGUCUGCCUUAUUUGUCCUUGCCCUAUAUGGACCUGCUUAGCGAUCCGAUGGUCCUCUCAUAUGUGAUUGGCACAUCGAAUGUGCUGUUCCAGCAAAAGCGACAGUUGGCCGAUGUCCUGGUGGAUAUUGACGCAGCCAAUCUGGAGACUCACGACGCAGAGCUGAGGCGACAAUUGGUGCUGAGCACCGAGGAUUUGCGCUAUAUGGACUUUAUACUGAAGCACGUACAAACGCCUAAGGAGGAUGCCGAGGGCAGCGAAUAUUGGAUACGGGAGCAGUUCCAGGGUUACAUUUUGGCGCUAUUACGCACCACAGUGGCACAGGAUGCCACGCCAAAGGAUAAUGAUCAUUUCAAUGCUCACUUUGUGGGGGCUUUUAAACGUACACAAUGCUUUCAGGAAUGGUAUGAUGUGCGACCCGAACCCGAAUUUUUUGAUUUAUUACCCGCUGGACAUCCGUUCGCUGGCACUCUCUCCGUGGCCGACAUGAAACUAAAGAUUGCACAAACGAUGCAGAACAGCGAGAGUGGUCGCAAAAUAAAUCAGGCUGUGAACACAACCAGUCGCGCUGUUGGCGGUGCCAUUUCACAGGCGAAGGGCGCCUUCUCCAGCUGGUGGUCAUCCAUAACGACAGCACCGCCCCAAGGUGGCAACGGAGGUGGCGGCAGUAGCAACAUCGGUUCGAUCAGCCUAAAUGGCGAAUGUGAGGAAACUGAGCCACAGCAGCAGACACAAGGGAUCUCAGUUACAUUCCAGAAUCACCAGAACGAUGCGGAUGUGGAUGUGGCAGGUGUAAGCAUACAUUUGGUGACCAACAGUGGUUGCAAUCUGGAACUGCUAGAGGAGGCGUUGGAGUCUCACGAGUCCACGAGCGAGGCGGCACAACAGCAACAUGGCAUCGUCGAGAUUGGCCACGAAGCUGAGGUUCUCAAUAGAAGCGAUGCCAGCGAUGCGAGUGAGUCUCCAGCGAAAUCAACGCCAUCGAUGCGCACGUCGACAGGGACUGGGUGUGGCACUGAUUUGGCCACUGCGGCCAUCGAGCGUCCCAAUGGCGAUGUUUAUAUCGUUUGAGCGACACGCCUACUAAUUGUAUAAAUUGAGCCUAAAUAUUGCGAUUUGUCCUUAUUAAACAUGAAAAAGAACAUUGAAA